AUGUCAUUGAGCCCUAAACACUCCACUCCCUUCUCAGUGACAGACAUUUUGAGCCCGAUGGAGGACAGCUACCGGAGGUUUGGAGGUAUGGAUCACAGCGCAGCGGGGAGCCUCGGGACCCCGCUGGGCGCCUACCGGCAGACCCAAGUCUCCCAGCCGGGUAUGCAGCAUCAACAGCAGCCGCAGCAGCAGCAUCAACAUCAACAUCAACAUCAGCAUCAACUACCACCUCAUCUCCACCAUCAUCACGGGGCCGUCGGAGGGUUUUGUAACGGAGGCAUCGGGAACGUGGGAGAGCUGCCGUCCUACCAGGAGACGGUGAGAGGUGGAGGAGCUGCAGCAGCCGCGUGGUACAGCAACCCCGAGCCAAGAUACCCGACAAUCUCCAGAUUCAUGGGCCCCUCCGGCGGGAUGAACAUGUCCGGGAUGGUGGGCAGUCUGGCCGGGAUGGACUCCACCGGCAAGUCCAUGGUGACUCUGCACGCGGCGCCACGCAGGAAGCGCAGGGUGCUCUUCUCUCAGGCGCAGGUCUACGAGCUCGAGCGACGCUUCAAGCAGCAGAAAUACCUGUCCGCCCCGGAGAGGGAGCACCUGGCUGGACUCAUCCACCUCUCCCCCAACCAGGUCAAGAUCUGGUUCCAAAACCACCGAUACAAGCUGAAGCGGCAGGUUAAAGACAAAACAACCCAGCAGCUGCAGCAGGACGGAAGCGGGUCCCCGGUUCUCUCUAAGAGCGAUAAAGCCUGCAGGACCGACUCCAGUGGGCCAAACCAGACCGAGAACAGACAGAGCAGCUCGGGGGAAGCUUUGACUGUGACUCCCCCUCUGCAGCAGCAGCAACAGCAGCAUCAGGUGAACCAGCUGUCGUCCACAGAGGAGCUGGAGGAUUUGUCCCCCAGUCCGCCGAUGGGACUCAUUGAGUACACCAACAGCAUGAUCGGCUCCAAUUUACUGUACGGGAGAACUUGGUAG
Molecule: messenger RNA, 972 nt
Organism: Scomber scombrus (Atlantic mackerel)
Lineage: Eukaryota; Metazoa; Chordata; Actinopteri; Scombriformes; Scombridae
Gene: nkx2.4b
Product: NK2 homeobox 4b
Exons: 3
Coding region: 1-972 (323 amino acids)
Biological process (GO): cell differentiation; regulation of transcription by RNA polymerase II
Cellular component (GO): nucleus
Molecular function (GO): DNA-binding transcription factor activity, RNA polymerase II-specific; RNA polymerase II cis-regulatory region sequence-specific DNA binding
Source: RefSeq, a predicted model, not a curated record